This is a messenger RNA of Penicillium digitatum Pd1, 2775 nucleotides long. The record is from RefSeq and is a predicted model, not a curated record. NCBI's taxonomy places the organism in Eukaryota, Fungi, Ascomycota, Eurotiomycetes, Eurotiales, Aspergillaceae.
AUGUUUACUCCGCCUCGACUGAGUGCAGAGGCCUCGUGGCUGAGAGACCAAUCACCUACCCACCAUGGCACAAGGACGCCAAUCCGCUCAUCUGAUACCCCUGAACCAGGCACCCCUACACUGGUGAACCCUGCCUCGGCUCUCUUGCAGGGUUUGCUGAAAGAAGAACGCGCCCACCGAAGCUCCCGAGGAACCAUAUUAGAGGACUACAAAGAUUCUUCUCCCCCAACUCCUGAAACCACGCGAACGCAGGGGGAGACUGCGUCGGAAAAGGCACAUAAAGCGAACGACGUCUUCUCCGCCGGUCAGAGGAAACCGAAAGAGAUGGGGAUGCGGGAAAUGGACCAAGUGAGUUCAGGAGGAUGGAACACCCAUGAGCCCGAUCUAAUGUGUUUGAAGUAUGUCUCCAAGAUGAACAAGCUCAAUUUCGAUUUGAAGCUCGAGAUUUUCCACCGCACACAGCAGAUUGCUAUGCUGGAAAAGAAGCUGGAACGGAUGGCGGAGAUGGAAGAACAACUGGCGCACAUGGACGAUUUGGUUACAGAAGUGAAAGAACUCCGAACCACCGAGAAAGACAACCAGAUCCUGCGUGAAUCCAACGAGCAACUCCGCAUUGACCUUGACAAGCGAGACGUGGCUGUUACCGAAGCCGUCGAGCUCAUCUGCCAAUUAGAAUCGAAAAUUGACAUGCUGGAGAAUGGCGACCGGACCUCCAGGCUGUCUGUGUCACGCCCGAUAACCGCCGAUGGCUCCGAGGCAUUUGCGCCGAAAUCCCAGACCAUGAUUGAGAUCCCGGAAAGAACCUCUUCCAAGCGAAAUUCAGGUGUCUUGAGCGUUGCUCAGCACCAGGCAUCGUCUGAGCGACGCAAACUCUCGAAAGCACCCUCCUUCCUACGAGCGGAUAACAAGAGUACUGCCACGUUGCGAAGCCUUUAUGUUCCCGAAGAAGAAGCUCAGUCACGCUCUGCAAGGACUGAACUUUCAAAAUCGGAGAGCUUCCACACGACCACCGAGGGUAUGGACCCCGAGUCUCCCAGACUGAGCGUGCUGAGUGAAUGCAGUGAGCUGAAUCCGUUCGACACGCCUACGAGGUGGCAAGAUUUUGAUCAGCUCGAGAUUCCAGUUCGGAGAUCUUCAUCGACCUCAGGCAGCUUGGAUAGCUAUGCUGCCCCCAGCAGGCGGGAAGACAGCAAAGAAGACCAGAUUGAUCGGUGGAUUCAGUCCCGCGAAGACGUGAACCAGACUAUCAUCACGAGACGGAGAAACCGAGCAUCAUCUGAUGCCACCAAGGACAGCAUUCCCGACUAUGCACCAGACUUGUAUGCUCCUAAGCCGCGUGGGCGCGGACGUCUGGAUGCAUCUCUUUUCGGAGGGCUCAUGUUUCCUCCCACUCCUGAUACUAUGAGUACGGCGUAUGCUACCGGUGCAAACCGAUCGGAUGGGUCGAAUGUGUCGAAUAGGAGCGUUGCAGCACAAAAGAGUCUACAGACCGAGCAGGAUUUGUUUUUCCCUGACAGGCGAGUUAACCGCCCAUGUUCCGCGGAAGCGAUGGCCAGUUGCUAUAGCUUCAAUGGCAGUGAGGUUGAUGACAGCAUGCAAGCCAACUGCAGUGAUACUCCGCGCCUAGGAGUCACAGCUGACGAGUCGCGUACUAUGUUGCCCCCCUUCCCCACCGUUUCCUCGAAAGCCAGCGCACUUCUCGGGCCCGGAAGCCCCAACAACCCUUCUAUUGAGUCAUUUAGGGAUUUAUACCAUGCAAAUGCCAGCCAAGCAUCGACCCCAACAAUUAAACGUGUCCGUAGCCCAACCAAGGCUAUGACCCCAGAGCCGCACACCCGUGAUCGUGACUCUUCCUCACCGCUCACACCUCAAGACUGGGUUGCCGCUGCAAAGCAGGGUCCACGGUCUCGCAAGCCCAAGCCGCGUGAGACCUGCGACGAAAUUCAACAGGCAGAGCAGUCACCACGCAAUGCCACCCGCCCUGCUAUAUUCCACGACGACAGCAGUGUUGCUUCGGAUCCAAGCGAGCCCGGGGUCCCCAGUAUUCCAACUCUUGACAUGACCACUCUAGACAUCCUAGAACAACCCUUCGACCUCGCCCCGUCAAAGCCCAAACCUGAAGCCAACCCUGAACCCCGUCGACGCCUCAGCUUCAUACCCCCAUUUUUCAAUCGCUCAACCAACAAUGCCCGUCGAUUACCAGGCCUUCCAGCUCCAAAAGGCUUCAAAGACGACCACGAAGACGGCGCCCCAUCCCCGGUAAUCCCCAAAACCAGGACAAUGGGCGGCGCCUCUCGAAGACCCAUGUCCCAAACAAUCACCGUCCCAAACGACUUUUACUCAUCCAACCCCUUAAUCCAUAAUGAAGAAUCGCUCUCGGCCUCCAGGCCACGAGGAUUCGGGCAAUCGUCGACAACGUCAACACUUGCCGACCAAACCAGCUCUGCAGCAGUGUCAGGACGCCCCUUCACAUCUCAUGGCAUGGAAGUUGAACACAAGAGGCGCAGUUCACUGGGCAUCUUCGGCUGGAUGAAGAGCAAACGCUCUGAUUCAGUGUCUCUUUCUGGGACGGAGAAGUCCACUGACACCACGCAGAAAGAGAAUCGCGCUUCUUCGCGUCUAGCGUACGAAACUCCUCAGGGACUUGGGAUCCCCCGUGGCGACACGCCGGACUCCAUGGAGGCUCAUGCCCGACCUCAGUUCGAGAUGGCUGUUCAUGCAGAUGACCAUGCGAGACGACCUCGAUAUAUGGGUCGUCGUGCUCGCAGGAGUUGA